AUGCCGGCCCCAAAAGAUGUCACUGGAGUUCGAUCGUUUCUGGGAGCGAUAAAUUACUAUGGGAAGUUCGUCCCGAGUAUGCGUACGCUGCGAUAUCCGCUAGAUGACCUCCUAAAAACCGACAAAAAGUUCGUCUGGUCAGCGGAGUGCGACAAGGCCUUCUCCACGUUCAAGCAGAUUCUCACCUCAGAUUUGCUUCUGACGCACUAUAACCCACAACGCGAGAUAGUGGUAGCAGCGGAUGCGUCAUCGGUUGGAGUUGGAGCGACCAUCAGCCACAAGUUUCCAGAUGGGUCGAUGAAAGUUGUUCAACACGCUUCCAGAGCACUAACAGCCGCUGAACAAGCCUACAGUCAGCCAGAUCGUGAAGGACUGGCGAUUAUCUUCGCUGUUACCAAGUUCCACAAGAUGUUGUUUGGUCGGAAGUUCACACUGCAAACCGAUCACGCUCCACUUCUUCGGAUCUUCGGUUCGAAAAACGGCAUCCCAGUUUACACGGCAAACCGGAUACAACGCUGGGCACUCCAGUUACUGUUAUACGACUUCAAUAUCGUCUACAUAAACACAACGAAAUUUGGUAACGUCGAUAUUCUGUCACGGUUGAUCAAUCAACACGUCAAGCCGGAAGAAGAUUUUGUAGUAGCCAGCAUCAUAACUGAAAACGACGUAAGAUCAAUUGCAUUAGAUGCAGUUACCGCUCUUCCUCUCAAUUUCAGAACAAUACAGCACGCCACCCGUUCCGAUCCUGUUCUUAGCAAGGUCUAUCGUUUCGUCCAGCAAGGAUGGCCGCAGUCAAAAACGGCCAUUCGAGAUCGUUCACUUCAGCAGUUCUUCGAUCGGAGUGGUUCACUGUCUACGGUUCAAGGGUGCGUGAUGUUUGCUGAACGUUUAGUGAUCCCGAGCGAGUUUCGGGCGCGUUGCCUACAACAUCUUCAUCGAGGUCAUCCUGGCAUCCAGCGCAUGAAGGCGAUCGCGCGCAGCUUCGUCUACUGGCCGUCGAUCGAUUCGGAUAUCGCUGCGCAUGUCAAAGCGUGUCGUAACUGCGCAGCUGCAGCCAAGAGUCCACCCAAAAUACCGCCGCUGUCGUGGCCCAAGUCAACGCAUCCGUGGCAGCGCGUUCACAUUGACUACGCAGGGCCUAUCGAAGGAGACUAUUUCUUGCUCAGCGUCGAUUCAUACUCCAAGUGGGUCGAAAUCAUCAGAAAGAAGUCGAUCACAGCAUCUGCAACGAUCGGAAUUCUACAAAAUCUCUUCGCUCGCCUCGGUAUGCCAGAAACGCUUGUAAGCGACAACGGUACGCAAUUCACUAGUGCCGAGUUUGCACAGUUUUGUCUUGAGAACGGUGUCGACCACGUGACAACCGCACCGUUUCAUCCGCAAUCCAACGGGCAAGCUGAACGGUUCGUAGACACAUUCAAGCGAGCGAUCAAGAAGAUUCGAGAGGGAAGAGGACCAAUCCAGAACGCUUUGGAUAUUUUUCUGAUGACUUAUCGAACAACACCAAACGUGUCAGCACCAGAAGGCAAAUCUCCGUCCGAAGUUAUGUUUGGGCGCAGAAUUCGUACCAGUUUGGACUUACUUCGUCCAUCAGCUGUUCGGGAAACAAUUAGUGAAACUGUUCCGAGGUCGUUCAAGGAAGGUGAUGCGAUCUACGCCAAGGUGCACUCCAAGAACUCAUGGAGAUGGGCACCAGGGGUCAUUCUAGAGCGGGUUGGACAGGUGAUGUUCAACGUGUGGAUUGAGAGUAGCCGGAUGAUUCGUUCACAUAUCAACCAGCUUCGAAGCCGAACAGAAUCUGGCGCCAAAACUUCUAGCUCGAUGCCUUCCAAGGUGGAUACAUGUCAGUUGCCUCUGGACAUCUUGCUGCGAGCAUGGAACCUGCACAAGCCGAGCCAAUCACAAUCAACGGGUCCGUCUACACCACCAGUACCAUUGCCGCAAGCCGCGCCGGUUGCAUCAACGCCGUCCAUGCUCACAACUCCGGCUGAACAUUCAACACCAUUGAAGAGCUUGCCAUCCACGCCAACUUCACCAAGCUUAGUCUGGGUUACACCAGAAUCAACAACAGAUAGUCGUCAGCCUUCUUCCACCAUGCCUACAUCCAAAUCUGUAGUUCCUUUGUCCCCUGCAACGACUGCUCUAUCAUCCAGACCUACUGAAGUGGAAACAGCUGUACAGGUACCUCGUCGCUCUUCACGUCUGCGAAGACCGCCGAUAAGGUUUAACCCGUACCAGCUGUAUUAA
This is a messenger RNA of Toxorhynchites rutilus septentrionalis, 2244 nucleotides long. RefSeq lists its product as uncharacterized. The coding region runs from base 1 to 2244 and encodes 747 amino acids. The record is from RefSeq and is a predicted model, not a curated record. Lineage: Eukaryota; Metazoa; Arthropoda; Insecta; Diptera; Culicidae. Gene Ontology annotation, molecular function: nucleic acid binding. The transcript has a single exon. Gene Ontology annotation, biological process: DNA integration.